Harpia harpyja (harpy eagle) is the source of this 5848-nucleotide messenger RNA. It is a transcript of the gene WASHC4, whose product is annotated as WASH complex subunit 4. Lineage: Eukaryota; Metazoa; Chordata; Aves; Accipitriformes; Accipitridae. Gene Ontology annotation, biological process: endosomal transport; endosome organization. Bases 72 to 3593 code for a protein of 1173 amino acids. The transcript is spliced from 33 exons. The record is from RefSeq and is a predicted model, not a curated record. Gene Ontology annotation, cellular component: WASH complex; endosome.
GGGGCAGGAAGUCUCGUGAGCCUGAGUCAGGGGCGGAGGGGGGGAGCCGCUGCCGGGCGCGGGCGGCGGCGAUGGCGCUGGAGACCCUCUCUCCGGACUGGGAGUUCGACCGCCUCGACGACGGCUCGCAGAAAAUUCAUGCCGAAGUGCAGUUGAAGAAUUACGGAAAAUUUCUUGAGGAAUAUACAUCUCAGCUGAAGAGAAUUGAAGAUGCUUUGGAUGACUCUGUUGGAGAUGUUUGGGACUUCAGUCUUGAUCCUAUUGCAUUAAAGCUUUUGCCAUACGAACAGUCCUCCCUACUGGAGCUCAUAAAGACAGAAAACAAGGUUCUAAACAAAGUAAUAACUGUGUAUGCUGCUCUUUGCUGUGAAAUCAAGAAGUUAAAAUAUGAGGCAGAAACUAAAUUUUAUAAUGGCCUCUUGUUUUAUGGAGAAGGAGCCACAGAUUCCAGCAUGGUGGAGGGAGAUUGCCAAAUACAGAUGGGAAGAUUUGUUUCUUUCUUGCAGGAGCUGUCUUGCUUUGUUACCCGAUGUUACGAAGUGGUGGUGAAUGUAGUGCAUCAGUUGGCUGUUCUCUAUACCAGCAACAAGAAUGCACCUAAAAUUAUAGAGACAUCUGGAGUUCAUUUUCAGGCAAUGUACGAGCAUCUGGGAGAGUUGCUGACAGUCUUAAUCACUCUGGAUGAAAUAAUUGACAAUCAUGCCACUCUGAAAGAUCACUGGACCAUGUAUAAGAGGCUGCUAAAAUCUGUCCAUCACAACCCUUCUAAGUUUGGGAUUCAAGAAGAUAAACUGAAGCCAUUUGAAAAGCUACUCUUAAAACUGGAAUGCCAGUUGCUUGAUGGAAUGAUAUUUCAGGCCUGUAUAGAGCAACAAUUUGAUUCUGUAAAUGGUGGAGUGUCAGUAUCGAAGAAUAGCACGUUUGCUGAAGAAUUUGCUCAUACUCUUCGCACAGCUUUUGCAAAUGUUGAAGCCAAACUUGGUGAACCUUCAGAAAUUGACCAGAGAGAUAAAUAUGUGGGCAUCUGUGGCCUCUUUGUACUGCAUUUUCAGAUUUUUCGGACCAUAGACAAGAAAUUCUACAAGUUAUUGUUGGAUGUCUGUAAAAAGGUACCAGCCAUCACAUUAACUGCUAACAUUAUCUGGUUUGCUGACAACUUCCUGAUUCAGAAGAUACCAGCUGCUGCCAAACUUCUGGACAAGAAAAGUAUUCAUACAGUUAAAAUGCAAAGGGAGAACUUUCUACAGCAGAAGGCACAGUCACUUACCAAAGAUAUGCAGUCAUACUAUGUUUUUGUGAGCUCAUGGAUGACAAAAAUGGAAUCUAUCUUGUCAAAGGAGCAACGUGUCGAUAAAUUUGCUGAAGAUCUUUCUAACCGCUGCAAUGUCUUCAUCCAGGGUUUUCUUUAUGCAUACAGUCUUAGUACCAUCGUUAAAACUACAAUGAAUCUCUACAUGUCAAUGCAAAAACCUAUGACCAAAACCUCAGUGAAAGCUCUGUGCAGACUUGUGGAACUUCUGAAGGCAAUAGAGCACAUGUUUUACCGAAGAAGUAUGGUUGUGGCAGAUUCCGUGACGCACAUCGCUCAGCAUCUCCAGUAUCAGGCUCUUCACUCUAUUUCUGUAGCCAAGAAAAGAGUAAUUUCUGAUAAAAAGUACAGUGAGCAACGCCUGGAUGUCCUCUCUGCUUUGGUGUUGGCUGAGAACACCCUCAAUGGGCCAAGUACAAAACAGAGGCGACUAAUUGUUUCCCUUGCACUAAGUGUGGGAACACAGAUGAAAACUUUUAAAGAUGAAGAACUCAUUCCCCUUCAGUUAGUUCUGAAAAAACUAGACUUGAUCAGUGAACUUACAGAGCGAGUUCGAGCACAAUGUGACUGUCGUUUCUUAUACUGGCAUCGAGCAGUCUUUCCAAUCUAUUUGGAUGAUGUGUAUGAAAAUGCAGUUGAUUCUGCUAGACUGCAUUAUAUGUUUAGUGCACUACGGGACUGUGUACCUGCUAUGAUGCAGGCAAGACACUUAGAAUCUUACGAGGUGCUUCUGGAAUGCUAUGACAAAGAAAUCAUGGAAGUGCUCAAUGAGCAUUUGCUGGACAAAUUAUGUAAAGAGAUAGAAAAGGACCUGCGCUUAUCAGUUCAUACACACUUAAAGCUCGAUGACAGAAACCCCUUCAGAGUUGGUAUGAAGGAUCUAGCUCACUUCUUCUUUCUGAACCCAAUACGUUUUUUCAAUCGAUUCAUUGACAUAAAAGCUUAUGUAACUCACUAUUUGGACAAGACCUUCUACAACUUAACAACUGUAGCUCUUCAUGACUGGGCCACCUACAGUGAAAUGAGAAACCUAGCAACUCAACGCUAUGGUUUGAGUAUGACUGAAGCACAUCUUCCGAGCCAGACUCUGGAACAGGGUCUGGAUGUUUUGGAAAUCAUGAGAAAUAUUCAUGUUUUUGUAUCCCGCUACCUCUACAAUCUGAAUAAUCAGAUCUUCAUUGAAAGAACAAGUAAUAACAAACACUUGAACACUAUCAAUAUCCGACACAUUGCUAAUUCAAUUCGAACUCAUGGAACAGGAAUAAUGAACACAACAGUAAAUUUCACUUACCAGUUUUUGAGGAAAAAGUUUUAUAUUUUUAGCCAGUUCAUGUAUGAUGAACAUAUUAAAUCCAGACUUAUCAAAGACAUCAGAUUCUUCAGGGAAGUCAAGGAUCAAAAUGAUCACAAGUAUCCAUUUGAAAGAGCAGAUAAAUUCAACCGUGGCAUCAGGAAACUUGGAAUAACCCCGGAUGGCCAGAGCUAUCUUGACCAGUUCAGACAACUCAUAAGUCAAAUUGGCAAUGCUAUGGGUUAUGUACGAAUGAUAAGAUCUGGUGGACUUCACUGCUGUAGUAGUGCAAUUAGGUUUGUUCCUGAUCUGGAAGAUAUCGUUAACUUUGAAGAGCUGGUGAAAGAAGAAGGACUCUCGGAAGAAACACAAAAAGCAGCAAGGCAGUUGGACUCUGUCCUCGGUGACCUCGCGCGUAACUUUGCAGAAGGAACGGAGUACUUCAAAAUGCUUGUGGAUGUAUUUGCUCCUGAGUUCCGCAGUCCAAAGAAUAUGCAUUUGCGGAACUUCUAUAUAAUUGUUCCCCCACUGACCCUCAAUUUUGUAGAGCAUUCGAUCAGUUGCAAGGAGAAAUUGAAUAAGAAGAACAAAAGUGGAGCAGCUUUCACUGAUGAUGGGUUUGCCAUGGGUGUGGCUUACAUUCUGAAGCUUUUGGAUCAGUACCAGGAGUUUGAUUCUCUGCAUUGGUUCCAGUCUGUUAGAGAGAAGUAUGUGAAGGAAAUAAGAGCAGUAGCUAAGCAACAGAAUGUGCAGUCCACUAAUCAAGAUGAAAAACUACUACAAACUAUGAACCUUACACACAAGCGACUGGAAGUUUGUUUACAGGAAUUUGAACUCCUUUAUUUCUCAUUAAGUAGCGCAAGAAUUUUUUUCAGAGCAGAUAAAACUGCAGCAGAAGAAAACCAGGAAAAGAAAGAAAAAGAAGAAGAAUCUGUUAAAGCAAGCAAUGGAGAUCUUGCCAACUCUACGCCUGCAGAUCCUGUUGUGAAAUGAUAUGGCUGGUACGGGUGAUGAUUACAUACUCAAAUAAUUCAUGUUCUUGUCGUUACCAGUAACACUCUGUAGGGGUAAAAGCUCUAGAUUUACUUGCUCUGUUAAACCCAACAGAAAAUGUACAGUAGUAUGCUAGCACCCAGUGAGGCUAGGUCAGUGUUUGUCUAUAUUUCUGGUAGAAACUCCUAUUUUUCAGGAGUCUGCAUUAUUUACAGCACUUUCUUUAGAUUGAAAAUAAUUAUCUAAAAUGUUGACCUUGGAGGUAGUUAUUUUAAAGUACAGAUGUGCAGAUGAAAAAAAUGUUACUAAUUUUUAGAUGCAUUCUUGCAUCUCUAACAUAGCAUUAAAAAAAAAAAAGACUCAUAGGCCAUUGGGCUAAGAUUUGAACUGGUGCACCUCUUCAACCAGAAAAAAAGUGAAUCAAGAUAUUGUGUGUAUCUGUUGUCCAAAAAAGUAAUUCAGACUUGUUUUUACGCAGUCCUGUUGUAUUUAAUGCAGUCACAGAUUACACUGGAAGUAUAACAGUGUAUGUUGUGAGUGUAUGUUCAAGCUAUUACACAAAAUGGAAAUCCUUAUUAACGUUUUAUUCCACAAACCCUUAUUAUUCCUAUAGAUAUUAUUUGCACUGUGGGAACUUAGGAUCCUGUCAGGCAUUUAUUUUCCCCCGCUGUUUUUUCCCCCAUAUCAGAGAAUGGGAAAACCAGAAAAGUUAACAUAAUAAAUUACUUCUCAUUUCAUACCGAAGGUCUGAUUUGCAUCUACAGAAGUAAGGAAAUCCAGAGCCAAGACAGAACCACAAUCAGCUCUUCCUUUUAUGACCAGACACUGUGUGAUGGGUGUCUGUAACUAUUAAGUGAUCUUACACUUCAUGAAUAUGUUGUGCCUAAUUGCAAGUUUCAGCCUCAAUUCUGUAUUUCCUAGCCUUUGUAGGUCUGUUGUACCGUCUCUGUUGUUCAUACAGUCUUACAUGCCUGAUUAUUAACAAUAAUUGCACUGCAGGCUUCAGAAGCUGCUGAACACUGUGAGAACUCUGUAUAAAUACAACAUCUGUUAAUGCCUGCAAGUAGAGGUUCUAGAUUGUGCAAGAGUUACUCAGAUUUCUAACUUAAGUAGCUAGACUUGGCUUAAAAGUAAACACCACUUUCAUUAAAAGAUACAGUUGUGUUUAAUCUCCCAGAACAUAAAACACUUGUAGGACUUACUAACUAGAGUAAACUAUUCCAGUCAGUCCAACUGAGAAUUACUUUUUGGGGGGUUUUUUUGGCACUCUUAGCUAUAUUUUUAGACUGUACUUGCCAGCUUCUUUCAUCUCUUCCAAUUAUAAAAAAGACAAUGUUUUAAUGGUUCAAGUUGUUCCACUCACCCUUGGGUCGCUGGUUAAGACAACUCCUGACCUACUUCUGCUUUGCCCUUUCCUGCCAGUCACUUCAACAUUCAGAAAGCUAGGACAAAUGUUUUGUUGCAGCUGGAAAGACCAGACUGGUAUGAAAGUCCUUUCGUUGGUUCUGAAAACAUGACACACAAGCUUCAUGGACUGUUGAAAUCAGCUGGGCUCAUUAAAGUUUUUAUUUUUAAUUCAUUGUAACUGCAGAGACUGCCCUAAAGAAUGCUGCAUUACUUGAUUUGUAUUUUUGCUUUUUUAUUUUGAUAGUGUUUUUCUUUUUGUAAUUUGUGUACACUUCCUUUUUUGACCAAGUUGUGCUGGCACUGAACACUCAGUAGCACCGCUGAGAUCAGCAUUCUUGCUGCUGCUGUUAAUUUCCAUGCUGUUGCACUUGCAGUGUACGUAUUUCCAUAUUAUCUCAUCUGAAGUCAUAUAAAUCCUUGGCUUGGAGUGGCCAAGCACCAUGUUUCCUUCUUCCCCAGCAACUGCAGAAUCACAUGUAGAUGGUGUUCUGUUUCCCCCAGGAUGGACUUGCUUGGUAGCUAUGUACAGCCAAGGCGUGACCCGUGCUCUAGUAAAAUCUGCACUUGUAUUUUCCCUUCUGUUUUUUUGGAAAGACACUAUCUUGGAUAGGUAAUACUUUGCAGUUGAACAUAAAUUGAACUGCGCAUUUUCUUAAUGUAUGGUGGUUAACAAAUUCCUGUGGUUCUGGUGAUGGGAAGUCUACAGGAAAGACAUAAACCUGUUUUUAUAGAACCCUGUUUAAUCUGGGAGACCUGAAUGUAUACUUUGUGGCAAAAAUAUGCACAUGCACACAAAUAUGUACGGUGAUAACAGCUAUUCUUGCUAAAAUACAGGAUUGUAGUUUAUA